GCUUGCCACACACAAUUACAAAUACAUUGACAAACAAAGACAGAGCGAAUUGGCCAAGAAGUGCUGUUGGUUAACAGGCGGCUAACAGCAGGCAGCCAAACGAUGCCACGAUUGCCGCAAGGCAACUCAGUCUGUCAACGACUUCGCUCAAAUCCGGACGUGCGCGAUCCGAAAUCCUUGGUCAAAACCUGGGUUUUCAAAAAUCCGUCAAAGUGCUAAAAUGUUAAAAAAAAUUCUUAGGCUUAAAAAGAAAAUGUAAUUUAAUGAAAAUGCAAAAUGAGGGUGCACAAAAUGUACAUAAAUGCCAUUAAAAAUGUUCUUCCAAAACCCAAUUGAUUGACAUCCGAAAAAAAAUCUAAACUAAUUUUCCGUUGAGUGAUUCCGUUUUAACGAUAACAAAAGGGUUCCAGGACCCCAAGCUUAACUCCUCCCUGGGCUUCGUAUAAAAGGUGACACACACACCUUUCCGAAACGGAUACGGACACGGAUACGAGUACAACAAAGGCACAAUAGCUGACAAAAAAGAAACAAAACAGCUACGCUGCUAUUGUUAUUUAAUCUAACCUUGGCGAGUGCGCAAUUUUUGGGCCUGUCGUCGAAGGCUGCUUAUCGGCCAUGUGCCACCAUCGCAGCCGCAAAGGAUACGCCAGACAGUAUUAAUAACGCAUUGAUAGGAGUAGGCGUCUGAUUUGGUUUUUUUCUCUUGCUUUUGUUUUGGUUAGAGGUUUGGCGAGGGUCUCGAGUUUCGGAUCGAGUCCGCAAUUAAUCGACAACAGCAGCCGACAGCUAGCAUGUUGCAGGGCGUCGCCAUCACCAUCGCCAACGACAGCAACGAUGAUGGCCUCAAUCAAUCAUUCAUGGCUCAUGUGUCGCCCAGUCCCAAUCAGAGUACCAAUCCCAUUGCCAACAUACCGCUACCGGCGAAUCCUAGCGAGAGCCCCGAGCUGUUGCUCCUGAAGAAUGACAAAUUCCUAACACAUGUCGCCCAUCUGCUAAACAUAACGACCGAGAAUCUUUCAAAUCUUCUGGGCUCCGGCAACGGGACAAAUGCGAGCACAAUGGCAUCGGAUUCUCCAGGCGAUGAGUCCCUGACCCUGCGCACCGCCUUCACCAUUUGCUACGCCCUUAUUUUCGUGGCUGGCGUUCUGGGGAACCUGAUCACCUGCAUUGUUAUCUCGCGAAACAACUUUAUGCACACGGCCACCAACUUCUAUCUAUUCAACCUGGCGGUUUCCGAUCUGAUACUGUUACUUUCCGGCAUUCCACAGGAGCUGUACAACCUUUGGUUUCCCGACAUGUAUCCCUUUACCGAUGCCAUGUGCAUUAUGGGCAGUGUGCUCUCGGAAAUGGCUGCCAAUGCCACGGUUCUCACAAUCACAGCCUUCACUGUGGAGAGAUACAUCGCCAUAUGCCAUCCUUUCAGGCAGCACACCAUGUCAAAAUUGUCGCGCGCCAUUAAAUUUAUAUUUGCCAUUUGGCUGGCAGCUUUCCUUCUGGCCUUGCCGCAGGCUAUGCAAUUUUCGGUGGUCUUUCAGAAUGGCGGAUACUCAUGCACGAUGGAAAACGACUUUUAUGCCCAUGUGUUUGCCGUCUCCGGAUUUAUAUUCUUCGGCGGACCCAUGACGGCAAUUUGCGUACUCUAUGUCCUGAUAGGUGUGAAGCUAAAAAGAAGCCGUCUGCUGCAGUCGUUACCGAGGAGAGCCUUCGACGCCAACCGGGGACUGAAUGCCCAGGGCCGAGUCAUCAGAAUGUUGGUAGCUGUAGCCGUCGCCUUUUUCCUGUGUUGGGCUCCUUUCCAUGCUCAGCGCCUGAUGGCCGUGUACGGACUUUCUCUGAUUAAUAUAGGCAUCAGCCGGGACGCCUUCAACGAUUACUUCCGGAUACUUGAUUACACAUCCGGCGUGCUCUACUUCCUCUCCACCUGCAUCAAUCCGCUGCUCUACAACAUCAUGAGCCACAAGUUUCGCGAGGCUUUUAAGAUCACUUUGACCCGUCAAUUUGGCUUGGCCAGAAACCACCACCACCAGCAGAGUCAGCACCACCAGCACAACUACAGUGCUCUGCUCCGCCAAAAUGGGUCGAUGCGUCUACAACCGGCCAAUUGCAGUGUUAACAACAAUGCCCUCGAGCCCUAUGGCUCCUAUCGAGUGGUGCAAUUCCGCUGCCGGGACACCAGCCACCAGCUGUCGAUGCAGGACAGCAUUCGCACCACCACCACCACCACCACGAUUAACAGCAGCAGCUUGGGGCAGCCGGGCAACGGAGUGGGUGUUGUUGGAGGCGUGGGCGGCGGUAGGCGGAACCGGAAACAGGAUUUCUAUGGCCCAGUUCCGGGAAGUGCAGUGCCCCACCGGAUGCUCCAAGCCCAGGUAUCGCAGCUGUCAUCUCUGGGGGACGCCAACACACUAUUAGAAUCCGAGGCUGUGGACAGACACUACUCCGCUGGACGGGCCAAGAGAGCUCUGUUGGCCACCAAGAGUGGGGCUCUAUUGGUCACUCCCCCUCCAAACGUGGAAUCGCCGGAACUCAGUCAACCGGCAACCCGCCUCAAAUUGUCCCGAGUGAUAAGUCGCAGGGACGAGGCCAGCAGUCAUAGUCUGCCGGACCCGGAGACCUUGUCCGGAUCCGGAGGAGCGGGUGUGAGUCGCAGCUGCCGCAAGUUUCCAUGGCGAAAGCGAAGGCAGAAGACGGAGGAUCCAGCCAGUGAUGGACUGGGCUUCGGGUCACCCAAAUCCCAGUGAUGGCCACUGGCCAAUAUCUAGAGUUAUGCAUAGUUAGGUCCCGUUUAGUUAGCGCAAUAAACUUUCUGAUCUGUAAAUAAUCCGGAGAAACUUUGAAACUUUUGCUGAGGCGAUUUGCAUGCAAAUUUCGACUGGACAAUAGGCCAUAAAAAAAUGGAACGAAUGUCCAGCCCAGACGAUUUAUGCGAGGCAUAAAGCCAGGCUAAUGAGGCAACAAAGUGUCGUGUCGGAAACCACGCCCCGAUUGCCUCCUUUUUUUGCUUCGCACUCAUAAAUUAAGUGUUAAGUGUUGAUCUACCAGUAAAUAAUGUGAAUAAAUAAAAAGUGUUGCCAACUUUACAGCAAAAACCUCUUAGUAUUCUGUUAUUUCUGAAGUACACAAUGCAUGCCAGCAGCAUAUUCGCAUCUGCAUUCCAAGAAGUGUAUGGUAGAUGGAAAAAAAGGAACGGAUAUGGAGAAAAACGGGGGUCAAGGGAAGAAAAGCAUCUCGGUUUUUUCAGACAAAGAAUUUCAUGCGACAUUGUAGUUUCCGAUUGGCAAGCUCUACUGCUACACUACAAAAACGAACAAUAGAAUCGACUAUUGAGUUUAAUUUCAGUCUUUGUUUUCUUCUUUUUAAAAACCCACAGCUGCAUCUUUAAUUUCCUUUUUCAACUUUUAGACUUUUCUAAGCCAAUCGAAAGUCUCUUAAAACAACAUUUCCAUGAUUUUUUAAGUGCAAGUCUAUUCUUAGCAUUUGCACUACAUUUGCACCUGCCGACUGAAAGUCAUUUCAGCUUACCUGGCCGGACGUCCAUUAGUCAAGGAGGCUUUCCGAGAUGGAAAGUCCGGAUUGAAACGAAUGGCCAAAGAGUUGCUAGAUGGGGCUUAUCCUGCGGCGAAUUGGCACAUGGAGUGAACUCAGGUCCGGAUUGGUAGCACAAAAUAAAUCAACUCAAAACUGGCAAAAAGUUGAGGAAUUAUAGCUGCCUGGCCUGUCUCACUUUGUGGUCUAGCAGAAUUAUUAAUGGCUAUUUGAAAGCCAGCAAAACAAAUUCAUGUGAAACUCUAAAGUGGAGCGUUGAAAAAUUUACCAAAAACGGCAGCUUCUUCACCUGACUAAUGAGGCUAAAAUUGCCAUAUGGAAGUUUGGCAGUGAGCCUUUCCCCAGCUCAUAUAUCAAAUGCAUACCCAUUGAAU
Drosophila ananassae is the source of this 3920-nucleotide messenger RNA. It is a transcript of the gene PK2-R1, whose product is annotated as pyrokinin-1 receptor. Gene Ontology annotation, molecular function: neuropeptide receptor activity. Lineage: Eukaryota; Metazoa; Arthropoda; Insecta; Diptera; Drosophilidae. Gene Ontology annotation, biological process: neuropeptide signaling pathway. Gene Ontology annotation, cellular component: plasma membrane. The record is from RefSeq and is a predicted model, not a curated record. The transcript has 7 exons. Bases 792 to 2741 code for a protein of 649 amino acids.